AUGGCAUCUUCUGUAGCCUCGGCCUCUCCCACAAGCAUCCUGAUUUCGUUGCCAGCCAGGCCACCGACUCCUCCUCGCGAGGCUAGCCACGAAGCCGAUAUCUCUCGCAAGUCAGUCGUUCUAGGACGAGCCUUGGCCUUCGACCCCAGAUUCAGUCUACAAACGCCCCCAAAUGCCAAUUCGCCCACUUCUCCUGUCGCUACAGCGUCCAACCCCAGCUCUAGUCGGGCUAGAAAGAAGGUCGAGUGGUCGGCUCACACUGACUAUCGGGAACCCCCUCAAUAUCCUGACCCUCUCAGGCCUGCCAAAUACUCGCCCUCCGCAGUUUCUUCGUCAGCAACAUCGUCUUCCAAACCUGUGAGAGGAAUCCUGAAACCUUCGCCUUCUCCAAAUCCCCUGUCCUCCUCUUUGGCGACCGAGUUCGAUGGACUUUUUUCUCCGCAUAAUAUAAUCGAGAUGCUCGACUCGACAAUUAAACAGCUAGCUGGCUCGGAUCGAGACUCCAAGCUGGAUGCUUACAUGAUGCUCUCCAGAGCCCUCAAAGCAUCCAAUAACCUACCCGAUCGCGUCGCUCUACAAGACAAGAUGAGCUUGUUUAUGCAGUUUAUUCAACGUGACAUGACAUCGAAGUUUGACACUGGUAACCUGGAUACCUCUCUGAUCAACCAUUCCCUGACUUUACUCGCCACUUUCCUUCACUUUCCGGCCAUUGCGUCGACUCUGACAACAGACUUCGGCAUUUCUGUCAUCGAUUACUCCAUUCGCUCAUUCGAGGAUGAGGGAGUGCCCAAGGAUGUGGUGCGACACUUCAUGCAAGUUGUGGCAUUUCAGAACUUCUCGGCCAAGGUCAUGAACUCGGACCGCGUUGGUCGAUUAGUUUCAGCCUUGCACAAAAUUGAAAAUCAUUUGAAGGGAAAAAGCAUUGUUAUGAGCCGGCUUCAUAUCUACAAGCGAUUGAUCAAACAAGCCAGAGGCCACAUGUCAACUCACCUCGACUGGUUGAAGGAUAUGUUCACAGACAUGCUCAGCUCGGUUAAGGAGACCCGCUCACAGGCCAUUAGCCUGGGUAUGGAAGCUGGCUUUGCAUUGCGAUCUGAAAAACAGUUGCUUCGGAAGGUGACUGAAUUAUUUCAAUCAGGCCACGACAGCGAGACUUUCAUUGGCUUUUAUAUCAAGAGGCUACAGGAGAUGAUAAAAGAUAGGCAAUCAUGCAGCUCAGUUCCUCAAAUCUGGGGCGUCGUCAUCAUGUUUCUGCGAUGUCCUCUUGACAGAUGGCAGUACUACGAACCCUGGUUAACUCUGGCACAAUCUGCCUUUAACACGACAGAUAACUCAACCAAGCAAGAGGCAAAUUUUGCAUGGAAUAGAUACGUGUAUCUUUCGCUCUCGGAUACCAAAGUCAGCCCCAAGUGCAUUGGGACUCUAUGCCAACCCCUCCUCAGCCAGCUUCGCAGAAAGCUGAGCCCGAAACAGCGUGAGGAGGCGAUGAAGCUGAGGAGAACUGUAAUUGGCGGUGUAUGCAAUCUGUACUACUACGCCUUUGCCCCAGGUAGCGACAGGUAUGACCUGGAUGUUCUUUGGGAUGUUGCCGUGCAACCAAUCAUAAGCCAAAUCAGUAGCCUGGAUGGCAAAUCCGAUGUUCCAGGAGAUGGCAUGAUGCAAGCAGCUAAAUUACUUGUUGGCCUUCUGGAUGUGGCUACACCUCGCAUAUGGAGGCAAGACCGCAUCAUCGAUUUGCCUCCUGCCAAAUCGGACGAACUACCAGCUAUCGAAUCAAAAUGGAUCAGAAAAAAUUGCGACAAGGUUUUGCAAUUGGUUGGGCCUAUUAUCCAAAGCAAGUUUUUCGACCUCGCGAACAAAGACAGCUUGGUAUACAGACUAUGGCAGGCUACCGUGGGCUCCAUUACUGCUGCCUCGGCAAAAGAUAUCAAAGUUUCCGACGAAACGGCAAGGUUUGUUGGCUGCGCUUUUGGCCUUCUCUCGGCAGCCCUCGUGACAACUUCUGUCAAACCGGAACCUGGUCUUGCUUCACCCAACCUGAAAUUACUACCUAGUCUCUCCAAUUUCGUACGGCUUCUCAUCGACGGCCUAGGACACCUCCCCUUCACUGAGAAAAGACUCGCCAUGACUGUUGGCAAUACAUUUGAACCAAUUGCAACACCAUCACAGCGACAGGACCGAACAGACAACUCUCGAGGAGUCGUUCGCACGCCUCUGCACCAUCUGUUUAUCAUGCUUGCCUCUAAUCCACCGGGUGGGAGGGACGAUGUUGAAUUGGCUACCUUCCUUCAGUCAGUUUUCGACCCGUUCUUCAAAGGCAGAAGUCCUGAGGGACGAUUUGAAUUGGCGAAGGAGCUUUUGUCUCUCUUGCCCCGUAAUUCUUCAACGCCGUAUGGACCGUGGGCGCUGGCUUCGGAUUGUGCUCAAGCAUAUAUUAACAAGGCUCCUCUUUUGACUACCGGACAACCCUCAAUUUCAGGCAAAAUACAAGGCCCGAUAUUCCGGGAAGUUGUAUCACUGAUUGAACGUGGUCUGUCUUCUCACCCAAAUCUGCCUUACGACCGAUUGGCUUCCCUAUUCGAUUCUGUCGCCACCCAAGUCAAAGGCGAGUAUGGUGACGCCGGUAUUUCUCUGAUCGUCAUCGGACCGCUUUCCAAGUCAAUUCUGGAUAUAUCUAGCGCAGCUGAAGGCUACUCGUCGCUAACCUUGCAGGCUGUCACUAUGCUGCUCAAUGCCGCCACACUGCCCCGGGAUAAACAAUCGCUAGACGCUGUUCGAUCAAGACUCUGGGGAGCACCUCCGGUCCAACACAAAACGGUGACUUCGUUCGAGCCAUUUGAUAACUUGUACAAACUCGUGAAUCACGUCUUGACAACUGCGUACGACAAGAAAUUCAGCGAUGACAGUAUUCAAGUACACCCGGUCAUCCUGCUAUUGCUAGACGCUUUGAGUGCAUUUUUGUUGAGAAACAUGCCACUGUUUGGUGUAAAGUUGCUGGGUAAACUGCAGGCAGGACUCAGCGUAUGGUUCCAGGACGAGAAGUGUCUUGUUAGGAGCGAGAGCAAGUCCGCCGUGUCAGAACGUGUUGCCAACAUGUGGGACCAAAUCUGCUCCUAUCUCACUACCCAAGAACGUCUAUAUAGGCAAGACCUGGACGAAAUCGAGCCAUUACUCACCGCAGCCUUUAAGAGUUCGCAUAGAACCAUUCUGAAUAGAGCAGCGGCGACUUGGAACACAAUCGUGAAGGAGAAUGAAGAGCUUGAGUACUCUGAUAGCUUGACAUCGCUAAUUUCAUCUCUGCGAUCCAAGGUCGAUGUGGCUGUGCCUGGUGUUAGCAAAGCAACUGGUGGUUUCGGAGCUCAAACCAUCUCGCAGGCAGGUCCACAAACUGACCAGAGCUUUGGGAUCCUAUCAUCAACGUCGUCCCAUUCAGAUGCUCGUGCAGUAGGGACAAGCUCCAAGCAAUCUUCAUCUAGAAGACCUUUAACUAGGAAGCAACGUCUCGAAGCGACACCAGAAGUUCGCCGAGAGAAAGCAGUGAAGAAAACGAGCACCCCACGGCUUCGGCAUGACAAUUCGCAAAUCCAAUUCAAACCCAUUCCGUCAUCGUCACCUUUUCAGGAUGAAUCCCAGCACCUCACUGAACGCCAAAAGGAAGUUCGGGAACGUCAACGACAGAAUGCGGUUUUGUACCCAAAUGAUCUGUCCAGCCCUUUCCCGUCUGCUCAAAGCUUGCCGAAGGAAAAGCUAGACUGUGUUGCGUCUGAGAGCAACCAACACGUACAGGAGACUACACCCAAGCGUGGCAAAUCGUUUGAAGAUCUUAUCAGCUCAACGCCAACUCCCAGACGAGGCGAAUUCUUUCAAAUGGAUGAUUUCAAUGACCCUCCUUCUUCUCCUCCUUUGCCACGACCAUAUCCGCUUCUAUCUGAAAUCCAAUCGCGGUCGCGUGCAGGCAGUGCUAUGGAAAGCUGGGAGUUCUCUUCACCACCUGGCUCCCCUUCUGGAAAUCAGCAGACUGAAGAUGCCGAGUUACCAUCCGCGGCUUCCCCCCACACUGAGCCACUGAUUCGGUCGCGUCGCUCUUCCAAACGACAACGGCGUGUUGCAGCUGAAGUUGAUCGGUCUACUGGGGCCGUGGCUUCCACACAGGUCGGGGAAGGGACCAUUUCGAGUGUUGCAGAAGCCAAAGAUCAAUCUAUCAAACCAUCUUUCGUAACACCUGCCGCCCAAGUUGAAGGAGUCAUUACGCGAGCGAGAAAAGCCCAAGAGACGCCUACCUCUGAGAAUGAUUCUGCGCAGAGGUCCAAACCUCAGUCUCGCCGCCGCUCUUCACGUCGCGCAGGGGCAGAGAGUCAGGCAGCCAUGGUGGAUGAAACUGAAGCACCUGGGGUAGCCGCCGAAUCACCCGGAGCAGCGAAGCAUGGGAUAGACGCUUCGAGGCCAAUACGUAGCCCACAGUCCACCGAUCCCACGGCCAGUGCCUCAAACACACAACUCGAACCUCGUGAGUGUAUAAUGGUGCAUACAGAUUCCACCUGUCCAUCGCCCGAAAGGCUGGACAAGAUGGGAGGCGAAACACCACUCCCUCCAAUUUCACUCGAGGCAGAAUCCCACAAGACCACAGAAGCGGAUAGUAUAUUGCGAAGGAAGAGAAAGAGAAGUGGAAGACAUUCCGAUAAGGGCAGCAAAAGGCGACGAUCUAGUAAUCAUGAACUUCAAGACUCUUCGCAUCAGCAGACGAAACAAAUCGAUGCCACUAUCUUGGAAUCUGGCGAAGACAACAAUCCUAUUGAAGGUAUAGAGACAAGGAGUGGCCUUAGAAAGCGCCAGCAAAACACGCGUCGUAACGAACCCAAUCAGACGCCAAAAGUUGCAAAGCAACCAUACAAGGCAAAACGCAAAAAUAUAGACGGGGGAGAUACCGACGAAGAAGUGCAAUCUCAGUUGGUAACAGAGUCUAAUGCAGCAUCACAACUCAGCCAACCAGAUAUAGAAGACAAUGCUGCUAGCCCAAACAAGAUCAUCGAAGCGGGAGCUAAUAGGGAUGAUGAGAAGCUUGAAGACGGCACAAACAUCAAUGCAGAUUCAGGAAUGCAAGGUGGCACAAAGUUGAGGACUGAAGAAUCGGUUGGCGGUGAACACAUGCAGACAAUCAUGGAGACAUUGCGAAGUGGGCUCGAUCAAUUGCGCAGUGCGUCUCUCACGAGAGAAACAGUGUACGAGGUGGAGGACAUAUUGAUGGACAUGAAGCGAGAGCUUUUCGAGGCGGAAAGGCGAGGACGAGGGCGACCCAGAAAGAGAAAAUCGAGAGGGCAUUGA
Molecule: messenger RNA, 5322 nt
Organism: Pochonia chlamydosporia 170
Lineage: Eukaryota; Fungi; Ascomycota; Sordariomycetes; Hypocreales; Clavicipitaceae
Product: telomere length regulator protein (Rif1)
Exons: 2
Coding region: 1-5322 (1773 amino acids)
Biological process (GO): telomere maintenance
Cellular component (GO): nucleus
Source: RefSeq, a predicted model, not a curated record